Molecule: messenger RNA, 5512 nt
Organism: Acanthochromis polyacanthus (spiny chromis)
Lineage: Eukaryota; Metazoa; Chordata; Actinopteri; Pomacentridae
Gene: tmcc1a
Product: transmembrane and coiled-coil domain family 1a
Exons: 5
Coding region: 2075-3514 (479 amino acids)
Cellular component (GO): endomembrane system
Source: RefSeq, a predicted model, not a curated record
UAACUGCCUGAAGAGGUUUUCGGUUAACAGGUCUGCCUUAUCAAAAGUGAACUGUUGGAAUUUCUUAAUGUAUUUGAGACCUGGUUUGAGACCAAUGUUGCUGCAGCAAAGAAGCAUUCACCUACGUAAAGAGAAACAGCAACAGUCCAUUAUUACCAAAAUCAUGAAGUUCAGUCUGAAAUUUGAAAGUUUCUUCAAGCAUAGUCAUAAAAACCAUUAAAGCGAUAUUGAAACUGGUUCCCAUGCAGACUGCCCGAGGAAAGGAAGACCAAGAGAGGGAACUUCAUCAGAGUCACAGAUUUUACCAAUUAGUUUAUAUGUAGUAAAACUGGUGGCGGCGCGCACGGUCGCAGCGUCUUUGCUCUCCCCGUCCAAAAUUUCGUUGUGCCUAUGUCCAAUGACAAUAAAGGGAUUUGAUUUGGUUUCUUGAAGACCAGUGUGUUUAAUCCAGAGAUUAUUAGACGUUGUAUGUGACAUGCAUUUCUGCAGUGUCAUACAACCCAUAUUAAACUAAACUUAAAGUUCUGCUUUUUGGUAUUCCAGACUACAGUUGAUUGUCUUUGCCACCAGAGGUCACUGUCAGAUCAGCCUUCCUGCUGUGAGCAGCGCUGGACUUGGUUCAUGUGGAGGUGGUGUUUGCCUUAUGAGCUCAUGUUUGUUGUAGACUAGACUGAUCCUUGGGUUAAUGAAAUAAGCUGUGCCAAGGACCAGGUAUUGGUGUGUCACAGACAGUGAUGUCUGGCUGUCAAUACAGUGGUGGGUAUUAAGUCCAGACUGGUGGGUGGUGAUAUCCAUGUUGUGUGACAGCUAAAUUUAAUAAAGUCCUUCCUCCUUUCUUCAUCUGUAAAAUCAAGUGUCCUUCAGUCCUGUGUGAAUGACCUCACCUGGGAUGACAGAGCAGGGCUGAGAGCCACACAUCUGUGCUCCAUUAGUUUCUCUGCUGUGAUGGACAACCAUCGACCUUUCUGAGGUCUGUUACUCGCCCUUGACAGAGAUUAUAACCUGUCUUGCUCAUCUCCAGCUAACACCACAGCCCUGUCUCCACCCAGCAACACAGCAAUGUCAUUCAGGUUACCCAAGCGGUUGCCGUGGUUACCCUGAAACUUGCAACAAGCUGCCUAGAACUACGCCCUGCUUGGGUUGCCAUAGUAACAUAAUGGCUGACCUUGGAGGUGUGUGACAUCCUACUGUUAGUGGAGGUUGAAGGUUGCAUAGAUUGUUUGAAUUUGUGUCAGGGAUGAGGAAUGUUCAGUGAAUGACCAAUUCCCUUUAUUGAUUGUUACUCUACCUCCUUUCUUUCUUUCUUUUCCCCUCCUGCACUGCCCUUCCCCUUUCUGUUCCUCUUUCUUUUUUCCCUUCCUGCCCCCCUCCUCUCUCCCUGGAGAGAGUUGAUACAGACAGUCAGCUGGUCCCUCCUCCUCCUCUCCCAUCUCCCCCUCCUCCCGCUAGAUCUCUCCCACCACCUCCUCCUCACUCCACCCUUCGGCUCACUGACAGGAAGCAGGAGGCAACCUUGCUUCGUCCUAGAUGAGUGAGAGCUGAGCACAAGCUGUGUGUGAAUGUGUUCUCAGUUCUGUGUUCACAGGAGGAUGUGGAGGGGUGUGUAUAGUGUAAAUGUAGACUUCAUUUUUAUCUGUGUACUAGAUACUGUGUGUAUGUGUGUGUGUGUGUGUGUUUCCUGAAAAUCAUUUGGUCAUUGACAGCCAUGUGGUACCAGCAUCUUGUGUGAGCGAGUGUAUCUGUGAGAGAAAGAAACAGCUCGGGGAUCACUGUGAAUAUGAAUAGAGGGCAACACAGCUGAGCUGUCUUUAUCUCUACUUGCUCUCUCUCCCUUUUUCAUCUCCCUCUUUUUUCCCGUCUCUCUCUCCUCAUUUGUGUUUGCAUAGUAGACGAAAGCGGUGUGGACUAGAAAUGUGUGUGCUCACGAAUGUUUGGAGAAGAGGAUAGCGCGUGUGUGUGUAUGUGUGUUAAUGGUGGAGUGUACUAUGUGAGGCAGUGUGUACUUUGGAGAGAUAUCAGCAGAGAGGAGUAGAACAGGGGAUCCAGAUGUGGGUCCGUCAGUCAGUCAAUCAGGAUGGUGCAGCGCUUCAGUCUUCGUAGGCAGUACUCUAAGAUUGACCGGCUGGAGGUGAGCGGAUUGGGACAAACACCCCUGGCUGUUUCAUGUGGGGCGGACAGUUCAUUUCCAGGGGGUGAGGAUGGCACGCCAGACCCUCAGCGCACCAAGCAGGCUAUCGCUCAGCUGCAGCAGAAAAUCCUCAAGCUCACGGAGCAGAUUAAGAUCGAACAGACAGCCAGGGAUGACAACGUUGCAGAAUACCUCAAACUGGCCAAUAAUGCCGACAAGCAGCAAAGCACACGCAUUAAACAGGUUUUUGAGAAAAAGAACCAGAAGUCGGCGCAGACUAUCCAGCAGCUGCAGAGGAAGCUGGAGCACUAUCAUCGGAAGCUGCGGGAAGUGGAACACAACGGUAUUCCACGCCAACCGAAGGAUGUUCUGCGUGACAUGCAGCAGGGCCUGAAGGAUGUCGGGGCUAAAGUCACAGGCUUCAGUGAAGGUGUGGUGGACAGCGUCAAGGGAGGCCUCUCCAGCUUCUCACAGGCCACCCACUCUGCUGCGGGCGCCGUCGUCUCCAAACCGCGGGAGAUUGCCUCGCUAAUUCGCAACAAAUUCGGCAGCGCUGACAACAUCCCCUCGCUCAAAGACUCUCUGGAAGACCCCUCGGUGGAAGAGGGUGUGACUGUUGCUGGCGGACGUUCUCUGGGCAGUGCUGGACAUCACCUCCAGUCCAGUCCCAAGUAUGGCAGUGAGGAUGACUGCUCGAGUGCUACAUCAGGCUCUGCAGGGGCCAACAGCACCACAGGGGCCCCUGGUGGUCCCCCCAGUUCCAAGGGCAACACACUGGAGAGGAGCCAGAGCUCCAGCCUGGACAUGCUGCUGCAGGAAGUGCAGGAGUUGAGGGAGGGCCAGGCAAGGCUAGAAGAGAGCCUGGACGGCUUGAAGACCCACUAUCAGAGAGACUACACAGUCGUUAUGCAAGCACUGCAGGAGGAACGCUUCAGGUGUGAACGUCUGGAGGAGCAGCUGAAUGACCUGACAGAACUGCACCAGAACGAGAUCCUCAAUCUCAAACAGGAGCUGGCCAGCAUGGAGGAGAAGAUCGCCUACCAGUCCUAUGAGAGAGCCAGAGACAUUCAGGAGGCAUUAGAGGCGUGUCAGACCAGGAUCUCUAAGAUGGAGCUCCAGCAGCAGCAACAGCAGGUCGUCCAGUUGGAGGGGCUGGAAAAUGCCACAGCCCGGACCCUCCUGGGAAAACUUAUCAAUGUGCUACUGGCCCUUAUGGCUGUCCUUCUGGUCUUUGUCUCAACUGUGGCCAACUGUGUGGUCCCCCUGAUGAAGACACGGUCUCGCUCCCUGUCCACCCUCCUCCUCAUCCUCCUCCUGGCCUUCUUGUGGAGAAACUGGGACGCUCUGUCGGGGUACACACACCGCGCUCUGCAGCCCCCAGGAUGACCAGAUUGAAGCCAGCACGUGUUGCUUUGGUGACGCCAGACGAUGUAACUUAUAGCUGCAAUCAUGCAGGGAGCUAGAAGAACGUGAUCGCCAUGAGGAUGGCUGUGUGUCCGCACGCUCCAAAUUCAGCUGAGCUAAUUCGGACACAGCCUGGAUCAAGAUAAAGAGGAAUGAAGAAAGUAAACUUGAGAACAUUCACAUUUAGGGAGGACAAGACUGUUUACAUUUUUUAAUGAACUAUUGUGUUGUUAUCCCUCACAAAAUGCAACAUUGUACUAUUUUUAUCCUUAGACUUUAAUCAAUUAUAAUGUUAUUUCUAAUAAUAUUAUUUUUAUUUUCAAUGUUAUUUUAUUCAGUACCAUGUAGCAUUACGCUCCUCUCACUCUACAUGGUGGGGAGUUUAGUCAGGAAACUGAGCUGAUGAGUCGCCCCAAAGGCCCAGUCUGACUGUAGAGACAUGCAAAUGUGAGAAUGUGGUUGAUUGCCUUUAGGAAGAGAAGUCUGACCCAGCUGUGAUUGGUAGAUUUGAACCAUGGCUGAAAUCUUUCCUGGGAGUUGCUCUUUUCUUGCUGUGAUGAAAUUUGUUGAAAGACUGACCAUGACUUUGGAGCGUCAUGAUGACUAGAGACUUUGUGCUUCCUUACCAUUUCUAAUAGCGAAGAUCACAUGCUUUUAAUUAUUUCCUUUUUAAAGAAAAAGAAGAGAAACAGUCUUCAAUAGGCGAGAUUGUGAAUGAUGCAUAAAGACUUUAGAGGGGGAAAGCCAUGACGGGCUGCUCACCAUAGAAACGGCACAUAAACACACACACACACACACGACAUCUGGCUAUUGUCAAGCAUCUGCCAUACUUGCAGCAUGUAUACAAUGCUGCAUGUUGUCAUUAGGAAAACUACAUAACCAAUUUUGCUUUUAAAAGCAAGGGUCAUUGUCUAAGUAAAAUUGAUUUGCCAGGAUAAAUGUCUCCUCCUGCCAUAUUUGACGUGAUCAGGUUGGGAAAGAGAGACCACUGGUGCUCAUCUGGCUCUUUCUCAGUUGCAUCAGGAAUGCUGCUUCAUAUCUACAGUGAAAGUCGUCUCCACUGCCACGUCAGUCGAAUGCACACCGCUUGUAUGCGAUUUUACUAACACCUCUUCCCUGCGUAUGAUCUCUGUGGCCGUUCCUUUUUUUUUCUACAAGCACUCUUUCUUAAGGUGUGAUCACCCAGUGCCAAACCUUAGCUAACCUUGGGAUGCCUGAGCACCCAAUAGCUGAGAGGACAGACAGAGGAUGUUGCACAGCAGGUCUAUCUUCUUCUCAGAUAUGUCAUGAAUGUCUUGAUGUGACACUUUGGGGGACGUACGUUUUGCAGAGGUAAAGCUAUUCACAAUCUAAAUGUGACCUUGACUCUGAAUCCUCAGUUGUGUGUUUCUGCACCUUGCUUCAUUGAUUAGUGUUCCUUGGCUCCAGUCUUUUUCAUGUUCUCCCUUUCUCAUCUAGUCAAGGACACUACAAGAUGACCUAGCACAUUAAAUAGUCCACCCUGCAUUUCAUGCUGAGAAGCUGAUUUUUCUAACAGAUAGUGUGAUCAUUUGAACUGUACAGCUGCACUUUAGCACACUGCUGGAUGGCACAUAGGUCAUGCUGAGGCUGAAGAAACCUUUGAUAGAGACUUCAAAGGUUGUCCCUCUGUAGACGGGCUCCCUCAGCGGGAAAAGACGAGUUGACUGAGGUCAGGAUCACUGUCAUCCUUGUCUAAAGAUAAAAAAACACCUCUCAAAGUAAUUUCUGCACAGAAUGUGAGUCAACUUGAUAGCACUCAAGUUGAACAUACAAUUAAAGUGGCUGUUAUCAAUCUGUUUCAGAUUUACCAUCAGGUGAACAAGUUGAGAGUGAGCUGACCUUUGACCUUAGCGUGUUUUUGCAGUAACACCUAUGAUGUAAGUUGUGUGCUAAACCACUCCAGUGCCUUCUGAUGUCCUUUUCUAAGUGUGGAAAAAAAUAAAGUGCAUUCCUGACUAA